Messenger RNA from Phytophthora nicotianae INRA-310, 312 nucleotides. RefSeq lists its product as hypothetical. Lineage: Eukaryota; Oomycota; Peronosporomycetes; Peronosporales; Peronosporaceae. The coding region runs from base 1 to 312 and encodes 103 amino acids. The record is from RefSeq and is a predicted model, not a curated record. The transcript is spliced from 2 exons.
AUGGGGACUAGCGUGCAUUACGUGUCUCCCGGAUGUACCGGGAUUGCUCAGUCUCUGGAUGUCGGAGUGAUGGCGCCGCUGAAGACACGCCUGCUGCAGACGUGUGGACAAGCUGCCGUACUAAACACAUUACCAGAGAACUCCGCGGAGCGCAGACGCUACAUGUUCAACCACGCAAUGCUCGCUCUCGGCAAAAUUACACCCAAUAUCAAGUGCGGUUAUUUCGGAAAGAAGCAACAAUGUCUGGUGCUGGUCAGCAGGGACAACAACAAGCAGCUGGUCAACAAGGAGGAGCUCAACCUGGGGGUGUAG